Molecule: messenger RNA, 1475 nt
Organism: Choloepus didactylus (southern two-toed sloth)
Lineage: Eukaryota; Metazoa; Chordata; Mammalia; Pilosa; Megalonychidae
Gene: CIART
Product: circadian associated repressor of transcription
Exons: 6
Coding region: 161-1342 (393 amino acids)
Biological process (GO): circadian regulation of gene expression; negative regulation of DNA-templated transcription
Cellular component (GO): nucleus
Molecular function (GO): RNA polymerase II cis-regulatory region sequence-specific DNA binding
Source: RefSeq, a predicted model, not a curated record
AGGGGAAAGAGGCGGGACCCACUGAGAGGCGGAGGUGGUUAGCUUACAGUUGGAGAGGCUGUGAAGCAGCGAGAGACGGAACCCGGACUGAGCCGACCAACCUAGGUUCCAAUCUUUGGGUACUCCAGGAGCUGCUGUUCUAACCCCUACUUUUGGACCUAUGGAUUUUCCAUCUAGCAUUUCAUCCUAUUCUUCCUUCCCCCUCUCUUCCUCUUUUGCCACCUUCCCAGUGAACAGUGACUCUGGCUUCCCCUCUGAUAGUGAGGGGGAGAAUAAGGGGGCCCAUGGUCCCAGGCCAGACACUGUUGGGCAGAGAGGAGGUUCUCGGCCCAGCCCGGGUCCUGUCCGCUACAGGCAUAGAACCAAGGUUUCCAGCAAACAACAUACAGCAUCUCACUUGGAACAGCAAGGCUUGGCUUCUCUUGUAGCAGGAUCCAGGAUCAAAAGAUCAAGAGAUGAUAAAUUGGAAACCCGUCUAAACAUUCAGAGUUGUACCACAGAGGGAGACAUGCUCUUUGCUCAGAAGUGUAAAGAGCUCCAAGGAUUCAUUCGCCCCCUCACAGAUCUACUAAAUGGACUGAAGAUGGGUCGCUUUGAGCGAGGAUUGAGCAGUUUCCAGCAGAGUGUAGCAAUGGACAGGAUCCAGCGUAUUGUAGGUGUUUUGCAGAAGCCACAGAUGGGGGAGCGUUAUCUAGGAACGUUGCUACAGGUGGAAGGGAUGUUAAAGACAUGGUUUCCUCAUAUAGCUGCCCAGAGGUCAUCCUUGGGUGAUAGCAGGCACCAACUGACCAAGAUAAGAAUUUAUAAACCUGAGAACAAGCAUCUGCCAAGUCACCACACUAAUCUAGCUGCUUACUCUCCUGCACCUCCCAUGACAAAGAUGGACCAGGUGCAGCUAGAGCAUCUUGUUCUGAAGCAGAAGCAGCCUUGGCACCUCACAAAAUGGCCAGACAUGAACCUCACCUGGAUCCACACCACUCCAAUUUGCAACCCCCCUCUCGGUACCCCAGGUACCAUCUCCUUUAGCCAUGGUCCUUUAGGUACUGGAACCAGCAUGGGCGUCAUAUUUUUUCUCCACCAUGGAGUGCAGUCCACCUACUCUGCCCCAACCACUCCAGUUCCACCUACUACAGCAUCUCCUUUCAUCUCUGGUGAUCCUAAGAAACUAUCAGGAGAGGGGCCUCGCUGCCACAGUUUGCCAGUGACUCUAACAUCAGACUGUAGAUGCACUCCAUCUCCUUCUGGUCUACCCACCAUAGCCAGAUUGAUGACCAUGAGACACCUAGAAGAGUUGAGAAGCCAUCCUCUGGUUGCUUCUGAUGUCCAUCUUCUCAACCCCUAACCCAGAACAUGUGGUUCUCCUGUGUGAUUUCUAAUUUGUGUUAAUAUGUGUAUAUAUAUUUUUUACUUUUAAUGUGUGUAUUUGUGUUGAGGGAAGAUAUAUUCUUUCUGAAUAAAAAUAUUUUGUUUCUAAA